AUGCCUUCCUACGAAUUCCUGUCCCUCGCUACCAAGCCAUCCGCAAAGCUAUGUUACAGCUUUCAGCCCGCUGUAGGCACGGAUAAGCCAGCUCUAGUCGUUUUUGUCAAUGGUUUGGGGCUACCACAGACAUCCUGGGAGGGCGCAAUCGCUCGCCUGCAAGCUCAGCCUCCCGCGGGCGGUCUGCCCGCCAUGUUGACCUAUGAUCGGUACGGUCAGGGCCAAACCACAGACCGGGACCCUGACGACGUGAAAUCUGAGGAUCCCAUGCAUGGUCAUGAUACGUUGGCCGUUGUUCGAGAUUUGCGUCAACUUAUUACACAAAUUGCUUCGGAGAAGCUGUGUGUAUCCGACCUCAGUCGUCUCCCCCUCGUUUUGGUUUCGAACUCGAUUGGCGGUGCAUUGGUGCGUCUUUACGCGCAGGAAUAUCCUGGAACAGUGGCAGGGCUGCUCUUCCUGGACAGUGUGCUCGCCAAUUCCGACUUUAUCUCUAUUUAUCCUGACCCUGAUGCACCUGGCUUCGACACGACCAGCUUGCCAGAGGGCGUCUCGGUGGAUGCGAUCCGUGAUGCUCGGGCAUACAUGCAGCGGGUCUUCCAUCCCAGCAAUGGCAGCCGUGAGGGCCUCAGUCGGAAGAAUUUGGCGGAACUUCUCCCGAACAGCGAUGGUCCUAGAUUGCAGGGUCCAGAUGGUCAGGGCCCGUGGGUGACGGUUAUUGGUCACGAGUUCGAGACGUUCAAGGUCGAGUUUGAGAAGAUGGGCGGUGCACCACCAAGGCUGACGGAAGUGUAUAUGAACCCCUACUGGCACCGCUUCAAUGAAGGGUUGGCCAAGCUCACCGACUCGGAACGCAGUAAAGGCCCGCUCCAGGCUCCGGGAGCCGGCCACUUUGUGCAGCGGGAUAACCCGGACCUUGUGGCCAACGAACUUCGCGAAAUGCUUGAUAAGGCUAUCUGAUCCCCUGGAUGUCUUAGCCCAAGAUCCUUUAUACAUGAAUACAAUGGCGGUGAUAUAGAG
Messenger RNA from Aspergillus costaricaensis CBS 115574, 1017 nucleotides. Its product is annotated as alpha/beta hydrolase. The transcript has a single exon. The record is from RefSeq and is a predicted model, not a curated record. NCBI's taxonomy places the organism in Eukaryota, Fungi, Ascomycota, Eurotiomycetes, Eurotiales, Aspergillaceae. Bases 1 to 957 code for a protein of 318 amino acids.